Messenger RNA from Aureobasidium pullulans EXF-150, 474 nucleotides. RefSeq names its product RNA polymerase Rpb6. The transcript is spliced from 3 exons. Gene Ontology annotation, biological process: DNA-templated transcription. The record is from RefSeq and is a predicted model, not a curated record. Gene Ontology annotation, molecular function: DNA-directed RNA polymerase activity; DNA binding. Gene Ontology annotation, cellular component: RNA polymerase I complex; RNA polymerase II, core complex; nucleus. NCBI's taxonomy places the organism in Eukaryota, Fungi, Ascomycota, Dothideomycetes, Dothideales, Saccotheciaceae. Bases 1 to 474 code for a protein of 157 amino acids.
AUGUCCGACUACGGCGACGACGGCGGCGGUGACUUCGGUGCCGGCGAGGAGUACGAUGACAACAUGCUCGGAGAAGACUAUGACGAGGUCGAGGACCUGGUCGACGACAACAACGACCCCACCGGCGGAACCGAGGACCCUGAACACAACGCUACCAUCGUCGCAUCGGGUGACCCUAACGCUGUCGCUCGCGCAAACGCAAACUUGGGAGUCAAGGGCUUGAAGGAAAAGAGAAUCGACAAUGACAAGAGAACCACCACACCGUACAUGACAAAGUAUGAGAGAGCAAGAGUUUUGGGCACAAGGGCGCUGCAGAUCAGCAUGAACGCCCCUGUUCUUGUUGACGUUGAGGGUGAGACUGAUCCCCUUCAAAUUGCCAUCAAGGAGCUCCGCGAAAAGAAGAUUCCUCUGGUUGUUCGCAGAUAUCUUCCCGACGGCUGGUACGAGGACUGGACUUGCGAGGAGUUGCUUUGA